AUGUCCGAUCCCAGUAGAAAGGUUUCGAAACAUUCUAGAGAUCUUUCGACAGAUGCGAUCGAUAAAAGACGAAACGCGUAUAGCAUUCAUAAAGGAGCACAAGAAAAUUUAGAACUCACCAAUGCCUAUCAAUACUCACAGGUUCUGCAACUGGAACAUGCAGUGACAAACUUUCUGGAGUAUUUCAACAAGAUCAUACAACUUUCUCCAAAUUACAAAGUGUAUUUGGAAAAUGUUGACCACCUCAAGAGCACCAGUGUCGAAAUCCUACCUGCCAUGCUGAGGCAUAAACUCAAAUGUGCAGCAGAGCUCGCUUCACUCAAUGAACUGGGUAAACUGCCGUUGUUGGACGAACUGAACAACUACGAGUCUAAGUUUUCUACUGAGGACAGGAAGCCCAUUUUGCGAGAACUGGAGGAAAGCGAUCUUGACAAAAUUUCAGCUUCAGUAAACAACGAGAUGGUCAAACAUUGGAGCGAAGUAUCCAGGAAAGCUCAAGAAGACGAAGAAGAGGAAGAAGAGGAUGGCUAUGAGCCAGAUGAGACAAAAAAGAGGUGGCCUCCAAAACUACCCGAAAUCAAAAACUCAGCCAUCAGAGCCAGGGUCUUUAUUCACAAAUCUAUCAUUAAUGACAAGCUGUAUCUGUCGGAGCAUGACAUGAUCAAAGCACACAACGAGCGUCUAGAAUUUUUGGGUGAUUCCAUUCUAAACACGACCAUCACCAUGAUUCUUUAUAACAAGUUCCCACACCUCAGUGAGGGCCAGCUUUCAAAGCUUAGAAUGAAGCUUAUUAGCAAUGAACGUUUAAAAAAAUGGUCUUUUCUCUACAAGUUCAAUGAAAAGCUUAGAACUAAUAUAGAUAAGACAUGCGAAACCAAUGAGUUCAAACAGGGCAAACAAAAGCUCUAUGCAGAUGUGUUUGAAGCCUACAUAGGUGGGCUGCUUGAGGAUGACCCUAAGCAUAAUUUGCCAAGAGUACGGAAGUGGUUGAGCAAGCUAGCACUUCCAAUAAUAGAAGAGGAGAUAAAAAAGGACGAUGAUUUAGACUUGACCGAGGUCGACAUUAAUGCUAAAAAGACGCUUUACUCUCUAAUUGGCUAUGCCGCACUAAAUUUGCACUACAAACCAAUUCAAAAACCCUCGUUCGAAAAUCCAAUUGCUCUUGUCGAGUGCCGCAUAAAAGAUGGAACGGUCUUGGGAAUCGGGAAAGGCAGAAACAUCAAAAUUGCAGGUAUGAGGGCAGCACAACAAGCGUUACGCAACAAAGUCUUGAUUGAAAAAUACGCUAGUCUUCGAGCCGCAGUGCCGAGAUCAGACUCAGUGGUUAAAAAUUUAGCUGGUAACAAACGUCCUUCCCCAGAAGAAGAAGAACUUGACGAAUAUGCGUCGGAAUCGCACCCGACGAAAAAGAUGAACACCAGUUUUGACGAUAAACCUUUCGAUCCUUCAAGCACUAGGAUCAUUCCUAAUUCAGAUGGCUCGCUGGGCCUUAUAUAG
Molecule: messenger RNA, 1497 nt
Organism: Lachancea nothofagi CBS 11611
Lineage: Eukaryota; Fungi; Ascomycota; Saccharomycetes; Saccharomycetales; Saccharomycetaceae
Source: the annotation of a GenBank genome assembly